GCAAGACGUCCACGGGACCAGUUUUCGAGUGAACGUUGAAGCGCGCACACGCAACGUGCUGUGGUUCGUGCGUUGCGGUUUUUUUUGUUUCUGUCGUUUUGUUUGUUUCGUUUGUGAUUUACAAAAUAACAUUCACACCUUUUUUCCCACCACAUUUCUACUGCGAUAGUGUUUAGAAAUUGCGGAAAUUUUUUCGCACAUACCUCAACUCGCCGGAAUAGAUCUACAAAUAUCGGUCCAUCUACAGCACGACGGAACAAACAUAAAAAAUGUACGGCAGAAGCAAUCGGUUAUGUGCUAAACUGUCCAGCGCUUUUCUUCGAAAGUGGUGGUUCGUGAUAGCGUUCGCACUAAGCCUGCUCGUGCUUGGUGCUCUAGUCACAUUCGGUUUCACGGCCUUUAUCAGGACGAUCAUUGAUCAUCAGGUAGCGCUGAGGGUGGGCGGACAGUCUUUUGGCUGGUGGUCGCGGCCUCCAGUCGAGCCAAUCAUCAGAAUCUUCGUCUACAACGUCACGAAUGCCGACGAGUUCCUGAACAACGGAACCAAACCCAUUCUGGACGAGCUGGGACCAUACGUUUAUGUUCAAACAUGGGAAAAGGUCAACAUUAAAGAAAACCCGAACGGCACUAUCAGCUACAACCAGAAGCGAGUAUAUAUCUUCAACGAGGACCUGUCCGGGGGUCUGGAAGACGAUGUAGUCAUCGUACCGAACAUUCCAAUGCUGAGCGCCACGUCGCAGAGUAAACACGCUGCACGGUUUCUACGACUAGCGAUGGCGAGCAUUAUGGACAUCCUGAAGAUUAAACCGUUUGUUGAGGUGUCGGUUGGCCAAUUGCUGUGGGGCUACGAAGACCCGCUACUAAAGCUGGCGAAGGACGUUGUGCCGAAGGAGCAGAAGCUACCGUAUGAAGAGUUCGGACUGAUGUACGGCAAAAACAGCACCUCGAAGGACACUGUGACUGUUUGGACCGGUGUGGACGAUAUUAACCAGUACGGCAUCAUUGACAAGUAUAAUGGCCGAUCGCACCAAACUCACUGGCUGUCGGAACAGUGCAACCGGCUGAACGGCACGGACGGGUCGAUCUUCCCACCUCGCAUUACCAAAAACUCGACACUCCAUGUCUACGAGAAGGAUCUGUGCCGACUGUUGCCCCUAAGCUUCGAGAAGGAGGUCACCGUGCGUGGAGGAGUGAAGGGAUACCGCUUCACACCGUCCCCGGAUGUGUUUGCUUCGGUGGACAAGAACCCGAACAAUAUGUGCUACUGCCCAGCCGGGCCGCCGUGCGCACCUCAUGGAUUGUUCAAUGUAUCACUCUGCCAGUAUGACUCGCCGAUUUUGCUCAGUUUCCCGCAUUUCUACAUGGCUGACCAAACGCUACGUACCGCGGUAGAGGGUAUUUCGCCGCCCGAAAAAGACAAGCACCAGCUGUUCAUUGAUGUGCAACCGGACAUGGGCACUGCCCUGAGGGCACGGGCACGAAUCCAGAUCAACCUUGCCGUUAGCCAGGUGGUGGACAUCAAACAGGUUGCCAACUUCCCUGACAUCGUUUUCCCCAUCCUGUGGUUCGAGGAGGGUAUCGACUCGCUACCGGAUGAGAUAUUGGACCUGAUGAAGGUGGCCACGAACAUACCGCCCCGAGCGAAGUUCAUUCUGACGAUCGCACUGUUCGGGCUCGGCGGUUUCCUGUUCGUUGUUGCCGUAAUCUGUCUCGUGCGAAAGUCGCACCGGCAGAGUACACUGCAUCUGGAAGGUUCAAAUUAUCUGGCCACGGCGUCCGUCGAUCAAGCCAAGAAGAAGGCCAAAAUGGACAAUGGUAUGAGCAGCAAGAGUUUAAUUUUGCAAACUGCUCGGAAUAUACGCCCGACGAUGGAUGUGAAGCUACUGAAAACAAAUAAAGUUCCUGUUCACCUUCCUAGUCGAAGGAGGAAUUCUAACACCAAAGCCCUAUUUAUCAUCUGCUUGACUACCACUCUAUCAAUUGCGUGCUUUACGAUGGGACUGUUCUUUCAUAUCUAUAAACCAACAAAAUUAAUACUAGAUGAUCGGUUAACGAUGCGUCAGAUUAUGCCCUAUUACCGAUGGUGGAAGGAUACAGAUGAUGUUUUGGUCACGUGUCGAAUAUUCAUCUUCAAUGUAACCAACUCCGAACGUUGGUUGGGUGGGCUAGACGAUCAGCUUAAAAUGCAAGAAGUGGUUCCAAUCGUGUACCGUGAAAUACUGGAACACGACAACGUUACCUUCCACGAGCACAACUCUACCAUGUCGUACGUCACCAGAAGGCGUCUAGUGUUUUUACCCGAUCGUAAUGUUCCGGGCAUACUUAAUAAAACCAUCAUCGUGCCAAACAUUUCAUUGCUUGGUGUAGCCGCGAGGAUGGAAAACGACAACUUCUUCAUGAAGCGAGGAUUCAAUUUCAUUUACUCCAUGUCUGGGGAUACUGUAUUCAGCCGCAUGACAAUCUAUGACUACUUAUGGAACACGAGACCACCAUUCUUGGACCAGGCUAGAAAGUUUGUCCCGGGAAUGGUGCCAUCAGAUAAUGUGGGCGUUUUGAAAACGAUGUACGAGGAUCACGAGGAUCACGUAAAUGUACGGCAUGGAAAGCGGUACGGUGAUGAUCAAUUUUUCAUGAUGAACACUUACGAGUACGAACCCACGGUGCCGGGCUUCAGUCUCGCCAAGGGCGACUGUUUUGCUUCCAUUCUGAACUCCUCCGAAGGAGCUACCUAUCCACAAAACUUGGACGAACAAUCGGUGCUGAUCUACUGGCGCAAGACACUCUGCAGGGCAGUGCCACUGUACUUUGAGCGACGAGUGCAGAAAGGUCCACUAACGGGGUAUAAGUACGUGCUACCCGAUAAUUCGUACGAUCGUCUGCCAGACAGUGACGCUGACUGCUACAAAGGCCAGUUCGGAUUACUUGAGGAUGGAAUGACGGACACCUCCAAAUGUUCCCAUGAUGUUCCAAUCGUAGCUACAAGUCCACACUUUUAUGCACGCAACUUCUCCAACGCCCAUAAGAUUACAGGAAUGAUACCAGAUCGGGAAAAACAACACAGCUAUGCAAUUGUGGAUCCAUCCUUCGGAAUUCCAUUGGACCAGUGCGCCCGUACCCAAACGAAUCUUGCUAUACCAGAACUCACCGGCUACUCGGCAGACAUCAAACGGUUCAGUGACAUGAUCAUUCCAAUGUUCUGGAUUGAAUAUCAUCAACAAGAACUGCCCAUCUAUAUUAUACGUACACUGCAGGCAUUUUACGUCAUACGGGAUGUGGAACCAUACUUGCCUUACGUGUUGUACUUGUGCUUUAUGUUGCUACUGGCGGUUGCGUUCCGAGAGGCAGCACGCUACAAAAUCCAAGGAAAAAUAUCUCCAGCAAAGUAUACCAAACCUCAACUAACUAGCCUCUAGCACGCCGAAUCGUAACAGACAACCUACAGUGUCAGUAUGCCGCUUUUCACGGUCAUCAUGAGCCAUCUGAUUUGUGAUAAUUCAUUCAUUUAAAAGCAAACAAAUAAAACCUUCUAAUAUUUUA
This is a messenger RNA of Anopheles coluzzii, 3537 nucleotides long. RefSeq lists its product as uncharacterized. Lineage: Eukaryota; Metazoa; Arthropoda; Insecta; Diptera; Culicidae. Gene Ontology annotation, molecular function: scavenger receptor activity. The coding region runs from base 270 to 3413 and encodes 1047 amino acids. Gene Ontology annotation, cellular component: membrane; cytoplasm. The record is from RefSeq and is a predicted model, not a curated record. The transcript has 15 exons.